ACCUUUUACGGCGCGACGUAAGUUUCACUUUCUCUUGAAAAUAGACGGAAAGAUUGUGUUUGCAGUUAGGAACUUGAUGAAAAAAUACGAUUUGGAUUUUCGUUUUCUCUGAAGAAAUAACUGACUGCUAACUUGAGUAACACUUGUUGUUACUGACACUUUGACAGCUGGAGUCAGUCAUCUAUCGUGAGAUCCGAUCGAGUUUAAGGUGAAGUCAUGUCAACUUUACUGGUGAAAAUAAAGCACUCAUAUCACGGAGCAGCUACUGUACUCCAACAUGCGGGCUUUGUCAGUGACUCAGAUAUCCAGUCCCUGAAUCGAGCAGACCUGAACGAGCUGUUUCCUGGAGUUGAGAACCUCAGACUGAGAAGGGAAAUCUUCGAUAUCAUACACAAAAAGAAUGUGCUCCAAAAAGAACCGGAAGGGCCCUUUCUAAAUGAACUGUUGAGGUCUAUGGCUCCAACUAAUAGGGAGCUCUUGGCUGAUUACAUCCAUGUUCUGAAGGAUGCGAAGACUCAAAUGGAGAAUGUGCUGUGCUGCAUGAAUGCUCAUAUUGAUCACCUGGAGGACAUCUGGAAAAAUCAGGCAGAUCCACAACCUGACAAUGAUUCUUUGGCAGGUGCAAGCGACUCAGACAUCUGUCAUCCACUGGCCCCCAGUAACCAAGAAGCACAAGUGAAGUACCAGAUGAUUGUCAGUGGUAAAACCUUUGAUGCCCAUCUGCAGCUGAUGGAACAAGUGAAGGGUCAAUAUAAGGGUCAAGAUAAGGUUCAGUUUACUGAAAGCAGUCAGGAUUGCAAGAUUGUUAUUGUCUUCUGCCCCGUCGUUUCACGCAUUGGGUCGGAUGUUGAGGCAGCGAUGACUUGUGUUAAAGAUGAUAAACCUGUCAUUCUGGUGUUAAUGCAUCAUACACGUGAUCCCAAGUGCACAACCUCUAGGAGAACAUGGACUGACGGUACUCACGUUGUGUCGCAGGUCAAUGUUUUCUACCAUGAGACAAAAAAUGGGUUAUUAAAGUGUGAACAAAACGAUGCAGCUGCCUCAGAAAUACGAAAGGAAUUACUGAAGCACUGUGGUGUUAGUGCUUCGCCUGGAGCUGAGCUGGCUCCCAACAGUGGGGGUUUAUUCAGAAUGCCUACCAGCGUGUCAUCAUGGUUUCCAAAUCUGACAAUAAAUCAUAAAUCAUGAUGAUCAUGUAUCAACAUUAGAAACAAAAAACACUGAGAAUCCAAAUCUUUGAUGGAUCUUGACUUGUGUAUGUCAGUAUGCUAAUAAUUGGUAUAAAUAUAAAAUGUCAGAGUACAGGAUACCAAGGCUCUUUUUUUCACAUAGACUGUUACAUUUCUAAAGCUACCACCAUGUAGUGUGUUGUGUCUAUGCACAUGCAACAUGUCAACACUGUAUUAUCAAUCAAACCUCAUCAGAUUUUACAUGUUAGACUUCAGUGCUUUUGGACAUUUUUACUCAUUUAGACAAUGAUAAUAUAAUAACUCCUGUAAGCGUUUUGAUGCAGUACAUUACAUUGAACUUUUGACCUGCAAUUGAACUUAAAAUUUUCAGUGCAUUUGAGCUUAUGGAAAGGGCCGUUUUGAAAUAUGCUCAAAAGGAAGCAAGGCUUUAUACUGCUGAUAAUGUGCAAUGGCUGUGCAAUAGAGCUGUGCUGCUGUUUGCUCUGUAAGCCAAUGGACCAAUACAACAAAUACAACUAAACUUGUUUUAAAGAAACAGUACCAUAAGGCUAACAGUUUUUAUAUACUGUAUGGUGAGACUUGAAUGUACGAUUGAGAGAUUAAACAGUCCAGUGACCAGACAACUUUGUGUAUUGAUCUAAGAGAGCCAAAUCAAUAAAUAGAUACACAAAUAAAGGGAAAAUACAGAUACAAAUCGAAAACUGAAUAUUUGCUUUAAUUUUUGCUGUAGCUGAAUGUCUCAGAAAGCAUGUAAAAUGUGUGAUUGUUAGGUGCAAUACUUUCAAUAAACUUCAAUUAUGAGCAUGGUUACAAUGACUGAAUGAUUCCUCA
Molecule: messenger RNA, 2021 nt
Organism: Toxotes jaculatrix (banded archerfish)
Lineage: Eukaryota; Metazoa; Chordata; Actinopteri; Toxotidae
Exons: 8
Coding region: 217-1188 (323 amino acids)
Source: RefSeq, a predicted model, not a curated record